GCCAGUUCCAGGACAGUCUCCAAGGCUACAGAGAAACCCUGUCUCGAAAAACAAACAACAACAAAAAAUUAACAAAAAGAGUGCUGGAGAGGCAGCUUACUGGUUAAGAGCAUCAUAUAGCUCUUCCAAAGGACAAGAGUUCAGUUCACAACUGCCUGUAACUCCAGUUCUAAGGGAAUCUAAUACUUCUACCUUCCACAGCCUAUGGUUUUCAUAUGGAGGCCAUCACUACAGCGGGUGUCGAGAAUACUGAGACACCUGCUUCCAGGAGAGAACAGUCUGGCCCCAUUCUUGGAGCUGCCGCAUUGGUUUUGGUCACAAUCAAACAAUGGAAAUGGGGCUCAUCAGUUAAGAUCACUGACUGUUCUUUCUAGAGAUCUUGAGUCCAAUUCCCAGCACCCACAUUUUGGUUCACAACAGUUUAUAACUAGUCUCAUGAGAUUCAAUGACCUCUUCUGGUGUACAGACAUACAUGCAGACAAAAUACCCACAUACAUAAAUAAAUCCUUAAAAGUCAGGGUGCAGGGAUGUUGUAGGGAAGCCACUUGUCCUUCCUGGAGUCAUACAGUCUUCCCCAAGCUCCUGUUGCUAGGAUGGAGGUGAAUUUCCUGGCCCCUGCCCUCUUCCACAGCUGUGCCUUCUCCCUCCAUACUUCUUCCAUCACCAGACCUUCCUCCCUGCUAACCUACACUCUGGAUGCCAAGGUAUGUCACUAGAGGGGACCAGCUCUCUCCCUAGAUAGCCAACAACUUGUGUUUGCUCACUUGUAGCCUUAUCUAAAAUCAACACCAGCACCUCCUGCCUCCAAAGGCUUCCAGGGGCCGAGUGGACAAGCCUCAUAUCUCAGCCAAUGCCCGGUCACCAUGCAUAAGCUUUCUGUCCUCACGGAUUGGAAGGUUGCAGGUAUUUCCUCCAUCUUCAGCCCCUCUGGGCCCCAGCACCAAAUGAUUUCUAAGUUCAGGUGGGUGACAGGGCUAUGAAGGUGUCUGGUAAUAAAGUUAUGUUGGGCUAGGACUAAACAUAGGAUUUCAGAUACCCCUGCCAGAUGGUCUUUUUCUCAGAGGAGGUGCAACCCAGACCAUGCUUCACCUGUCCCUAGAGUUCCCACAAGGGCCCAAUCCUCUCAAGACUACCUAAGAGGUCAGGAUGUCAUGGGGCCCUGAAUCAUCUGUUCUGCUAUCAACGCCCCCCCUAACUGGUCAUCCACUCAGAGCAGCCCUAUUGAGGCAAUGUCACCAUCACUGUGGCAGCAGGGACAGCAGAGCAGUGCUGCAGGAGCUAGAAGUCUGCUCACUGCAGGUACAUCGACAGGCCCCAGUCCUCAGGCCAUCCUAUUUUUAUUUUUUUUUUCUUUCCUUCUUUCUUUUUUUCUUUUUUUGUUUUUGUUUUUGUUGUUGUUCUGUUUUCCGAGACAAGGUUUUUCUGUGUAGACUUGGUUAUUCUGGAGGAACUCACUACAUAGAUCAGGCUGGCCUUGAAUUCAGAGAUCUACUUGCCUCCCCUUCCCUAGUGCUGGGAUCUUAAGAGCAUUACAGAAGAGUAUCCAACUACAUAAAGUCCUCUAGAAGUGGCAAGUCAUAGAGCCAAUAGAAUUUGGCAUAUGUGUGUCACAACCAUAGGCAUGGUUCAGCAAAGCUGCCUCCUGCAGGCCACAUUAUCAGUUAUAAAGUAGUCCCAAUCCUACCCUGUCACUUGGUCUUCAAAAAGCUAGCAGGCAAGGGGAGGGGAUCCUUGUGGGAAAGUUUCUAAGAACUGCCCCAUUAAAGUUAUACUGCAGGACUCCUAACACCGGGUCCAUCCCAUCUGCUCCUCCACAUGGGCAUCCCUUGUCCUAGGGCCUUGAUACCUGCCAGAGGACGGAGAGGCAAGCUGCCAGGUCAGCAAACACCAGACUGAACUGGGGUAUGGCUCAGUGAAAAAUGUCUACCAAAUACAAGGCUCCGGGAACUAUGCCUAACAGUCUAAAACAAAAACCAUCAGUAAGACCAAACAGUCACCUUUUACCAUACAGAAGACCAAUAAAGCAUGGCUACCAGGUGAGCGUCCCCCACACUCGCUCCCUAAGGAAGACAGUUCAGCCCUUCUUGGGAAACACCCCAGAAGCGAGCAUCUAUGUGAUCUUGUGAAGACAAUGGCUCAGUGGCAGGGCAAAGCUAAACAAAAUCUUAAAGCUCUCCUGAUGGCAACACCAACUCAUAUGGAAGGGGGCAAGCCACGGUCAUACAACUAAGCCAGACCUCAGAGCUCCUAAUCUGCCAAAACGCUCUACCAGGGCCAAGCCCACAUGGAUACCAUGGAGAUGUCAGAAGCUGGUGCCCCACCAGAAGCCAACUGGAUACCGCUGAGGACACCUGACUACCACUGUUGUUCUUCAACAGUGGAGAGAAGAGUAUUUAGUUCCCAUGGAAUGCAAUACUGCCCACGCAAAGUAGACAGCCUCACAGAUGAGGGUGCUGGAUCCAAACAAACAAAGGCUUCCUAUAUAAGGAGCAGCCAGGCAGCAGGCACCACAACCCCAGGCAUUCCAGGGCCAUCUGUCCCCACCACCAAAGCUAUGCUGUCUUCAGGGACCAUCUGCAGUCUGCUACUCCUCAGUGUUCUCUGGAUGGAUGUGGCCAUGGCGGGCUCCAGCUUCCUUAGCCCAGAGCAUCAGAAGGCCCAGCAAAGAAAAGAAUCAAAGAAGCCACCGGCGAAACUGCAGCCACGAUCUCUGGAAGGCUGGCUCCAGCCAGAGGGCAGAGGACAGGCAGACGGGACAGAGGAGGAACUGGAGAUCAGGUUCAACGCUCCUUUCGAUGUUGGUAUCAAGCUGUCAGGAGCUCAGUACCAACAGCACGGCCGGGCCCUGGGGAAGUUUCUUCAGGACAUCCUCUGGGAAGAAGUCAAAGAAGCACCAGCUGACAAGUGACUGGAGACAAGACCCACCGCUGUGAUUUCCUCCUGAGUAAGAACUCACAUCCAGCCUUAUGUUCCUCUGCAACUCCUGGCACUCUCCUACUGCCAUAAGAAUAAAAGCUCAAGCUGUGCACUAAA
Myodes glareolus (Bank vole) is the source of this 3033-nucleotide messenger RNA. RefSeq names its product ghrelin and obestatin prepropeptide (gene Ghrl). Gene Ontology annotation, molecular function: growth hormone-releasing hormone activity; ghrelin receptor binding. Lineage: Eukaryota; Metazoa; Chordata; Mammalia; Rodentia; Cricetidae. The record is from RefSeq and is a predicted model, not a curated record. Gene Ontology annotation, biological process: gastric acid secretion; regulation of response to food; negative regulation of inflammatory response. Gene Ontology annotation, cellular component: extracellular region.